Metarhizium album ARSEF 1941 is the source of this 1104-nucleotide messenger RNA. RefSeq lists its product as uncharacterized. NCBI's taxonomy places the organism in Eukaryota, Fungi, Ascomycota, Sordariomycetes, Hypocreales, Clavicipitaceae. The coding region runs from base 1 to 1104 and encodes 367 amino acids. The transcript has 2 exons. The record is from RefSeq and is a predicted model, not a curated record.
AUGGCCAUGGCCCGUGAGCCGUCCCGCCGUUCAUCAAUGGCCUCGCACCUGAAGAUGCCCACGCCGAUCCAGCGUUCCAUCGUUGCGGAAUACAGCGAUGCCGUCUACAACCCCGGGGCCAUCCCCAAGAUCCCUCUUAGAGUGCCUCAGAGGCAGUCUCGACGAAGCCUGUACAACGUGCCACCUUCCCAGUUGAGUCCGUAUGUCCCUCCUUCGCCCGCCAGCAGCAGCAGCAGUAGCAGCAGCAGCACCAUCACCAUCACGAGCACGGGGCACUUGUCUCCUCCUCUGACGGCGGACUCGACCGUUGAAGAACUGAAGGAGGAGAGGGACACACCCCACGAGGCCGAGGAGCUGGACGAGAAGAACUGGUUUGCGCAGAGAAGACGGUCUCGACGGUUCUUGGCCAUUGUGGGCGUUGUGACGCUCGUCACCAUGGCGGCAUUGGCAGUCGGCCUAUCUCUUGGCUUGAGAAACAAAGUCUCUACGCAAGGCAGUCAAGUUCAGGACGAGGGAGAUGGGGAUGACCCAGACCCCCGGCUCCCCGUUGGCACAUUUGCUUUCCAGACCUCCCUCGGCGACGUGGACGCCGACUGCACGUCCAAAAGCACAACCUGGAGCUGCAAUCCCACGACGCAGGACGGCCCAGUCGUCUUCCGCUGGACCCUGUCACGGCCCAACUCCCACAACUACACCGUCACGGCUACCGAGAGCUCCUUUGGUCCCAGCUUUGCCAACCUCAGCAUGAGGGUCCGCGACUACAGGAAACCCACGGAGCGCCUCGAGUUCUCGUUUCUGAUGAACAAGACCGUCACGCCGUCUGACGCUUCGUCUGCGACCAACCGCGCCGCGAGAUGCGUGUACAAAAACGUUAGAUUCGAGGCCGCGCUGUAUACCAGGAGGCGCGGCAAUGCGACCGUCGAUCCUCCCGCGCACCCCGUCAAUCCUCAUGCCGCUUGGCCAGGAGACGUGGAGAUUGUCCAGCUCUUCAGCUCGACGACCGGCGAGCCUGCCUGUCGAGAUGCCUUGCGACACCCAGUUCCAGAAGUCACCGCCGGCACGGGCGAUUGUCGAUGUCGGUACUCCAGCGUGGAUAGCUGGUAA